CUUGUUCCCUCUAUUCUUAUAUCUCUAUGCAUCUAACACACUAGCUCCAGGUCCCGCGGGAAUAGCCGAACGAUCUAGACGUGCACGUCUCGCGAAGCCUUUGUUCGUCGUUGAACCGCAUAUUUUUUGUUAAGUUGUUCCUCCUCAGUGUAAUGCAUAUAAACUUAUUCUUCCAUAAUUAAAUAUUACUAGUGGCGUUGGAGUAUAUACUCUUCCGAGUACCUGUAGCCAAAUAUUAAGAAAAAGAGAGAGAAAGAGAGAACACUAAUCUCAAUUGAAUUGAAAUGACAACAAUACACUGUGCAAGCAAUACGGAUAAAACUAAAGAGUACUACACAAGACAAUAAAGUUGACUGGUGUAUUCAUACUGCAUCUGUUACUAAGCACUGCUAACCAUGGCUUCGAGUAAAAGUACAAAAGAAGUUUUAUUAUCACUUAUAGAUGAUAUUGAAUUGAUAGCAAAAGAGAUGAUAGAAAACAUAAUUGCUCAAAAGCCAGCAAAACUCUCAAGUACAGAACAUGCUCAGUUGACAGAACUGCUAGUUGCCAAGGAUAAUGAAUUAAAGGCAACAUUAAAACGGGCUGCUGAACAAGCCAAGAUUAAUUUGAAAAUGGAAGCUUUGAAAGCUGAAGUAGAAAGGCAAGAUCAGGACAUCCAGCAAUUACAACGACAACUGAAAGAAGCAGAACAAAUCUUAGCUACAGCAAUUUAUCAAGCAAAGCAAAAAUUACAAUCUAUUGCACGUGCUAACAAAAGACCUGUUGCUUCAGAAGAGCUUAUUAAAUAUGCACAUAGGAUAAGUGCAACAAAUGCUAUUUGUGCACCAUUAUCAUGGCAACAAGGAGAUCCUAGAAGACCUUAUCCCACAGAUAUCGAAAUGAGAUUAGGAUUUCUAGGACGACUGGGCGAUGUACCUCUGAAUGGACAGAUGCUUGGGUCUCAUCCAAGCUUACCGUCUGACUUGCAUAGAGCAGGACAUCCUACUGGAGAACCACCCGUUUCACAAUCAAACCAAUUCGCAUGGCAUCCGUCGGGAGAAAUUCAUAUGUCCGUUGGACAAGGAAGUGUGGCUGUGAAUACACAUAAACAAGAGACUGAAGACGUUGAAGUUAUGUCUACGGAUUCUUCGAGUAGUUCAUCCAGUGAUUCUCAAUAGAUAUGUUUAUAUAUUUAUAUAUUUCUCACAAUAGAUAUAUAAACAUCUUUAUAUUAAACAUCAUAUGAUCUACGUAAUAUUAACUUAGAAAAUAAAAACGCGGAAAAUAUUACACGUUACAAUCUUGACU
Dinoponera quadriceps is the source of this 1287-nucleotide messenger RNA. RefSeq names its product mediator of RNA polymerase II transcription subunit 4 (gene MED4). Lineage: Eukaryota; Metazoa; Arthropoda; Insecta; Hymenoptera; Formicidae. Gene Ontology annotation, molecular function: transcription coregulator activity. Gene Ontology annotation, cellular component: core mediator complex; mediator complex. The coding region runs from base 396 to 1157 and encodes 253 amino acids. Gene Ontology annotation, biological process: regulation of transcription by RNA polymerase II. The record is from RefSeq and is a predicted model, not a curated record. The transcript is spliced from 5 exons.